UGUUGCUAAGAGUGUCUUUCUUGUGAGUUUUGGGAUGUAUAAUUCGAUUUGUUUGUUGUUACGUUGUUCUGGUUUGAAAACUAUUAUUAACACUUCUUCUCUUUUAGAUAUUGUGAAGGUCAUCAUUAGUGCUAUCAUUAAUGAAAACACAGUUAGUGAAAUCGCUUUAUUGAAGUAG
Molecule: messenger RNA, 178 nt
Organism: Racocetra persica
Lineage: Eukaryota; Fungi; Glomeromycota; Glomeromycetes; Diversisporales; Gigasporaceae
Source: the annotation of a GenBank genome assembly